This is a messenger RNA of Glycine soja, 465 nucleotides long. RefSeq lists its product as uncharacterized. The record is from RefSeq and is a predicted model, not a curated record. The transcript has a single exon. NCBI's taxonomy places the organism in Eukaryota, Viridiplantae, Streptophyta, Magnoliopsida, Fabales, Fabaceae. Bases 1 to 465 code for a protein of 154 amino acids.
AUGCAUUACAGAAGCUUGAUUGGUUGCUUAAUAUAUCUUACUGCAACCAGACCUGACAUUUUGUUUGCAGUAAGUAUACUUUCAAGGUUCAUGCAUUGUGCUAGUGAAGUUUAUCUUCAAGCUGCCAAACGAGUUAUUAGAUAUGUUAAAGGCACUUUAGACUAUGGUAUAAUGUACUCUCUUUCUCAUAAUUUUAAGCUCCAUGGAUAUUCUGAUAGUGACUGGACAGGUUGUAUUGAUGACAUGAGAAGCACCUCUGGUUAUUGUUUUUCCUUUGGUUCUGGAGUCUUUUCUUGGUGUUUUAAAAAGCAAGAAGUUGUAGCUCAAUCAACUACAGAAGCAGAGUAUGUAGCUAUUGUUGCUACAGUGAAUCAAGCUCUUUGGAUCAGGAAAAUUAUGACAGAUUUGCAUAUGAAACAAGAAGAAAGCACACAGAUUUUUGUGGACAACCAGGCUGCAAUCUAA